AUGGCCAGAGGGAGCCCAGGUCCACAGUUCGUGCUCUGGGUCGUCUUGGUGCUGGCGGUGGACUAUGGAGCAGGGCAGGAGGGAAAACCCUUCGGUGGAACGUGCCUGGAGGGCCUUAGAAAACGCGAUCAAGAUGCGUCUGUCCAGAAUGGAGCCACCUUCUUGUCGUCCCCCGUAGUCCGUCGGAGGAGGGACUGCAUAAGAGCCUGCUGUAAGGAACCUGCUUGUAACCUGGCGCUUGUGGAGCAGGACCCGGGCACGGAGGAGGACCACAUCCGGGGCUGCUUUCUCCUCAACUGCCUCUACGAGCAGGCUUUCGUGUGCAGGUUUGCCAGGAAGGUCGGCUUCCUCAACUUCCUGAGGAAGGACGUGUACGAUUCCUACCUGGCAAUGCAGGAUCACAGGUCGAAUGAUGACCAUCCUCCAAUAGCCCGCACUGGCAAGGACAUGAGGGUACAGCCGGGGGAGCCAGUGAUGCUGAGAGGCAUAGAGAGCACGGAUGACCGAGGGAUAGUCAGCUAUGAAUGGAAACAGGUCGUUGGCGACCCCUCCGUGGAGAUGAAGAAGCACGAAGAUGAUCAAGUAGAGAUCUCCAACCUACAGGCAGGGAUUUACGUCUUCCAGCUUACUGUCACAGACACUGCACAACAGCAAGACUUCACCAACAUCACCAUCAUGGUGCUGAAUUCUGAGCAGACUGAAGAGCAUUGUUUGACUCCCAAGAAGGUGGGUUGGUGUCGGGGAUCUUUUCCACGCUGGUUUUACAACCCGAGCCUUCAGCAGUGUGAGGAGUUCAUUUUUGGUGGCUGCAAGCCCAACAAGAAUAACUAUUUAAGGGAAGAGGAGUGUCAACUCGCCUGCAAGAAUGUUAGAGGUUCUGUUGGUGGGCGACAGCAGCCAGUGUGCAAUGGGAAGUGUCACCCCCCAUUCUUCAAAUGCAAGGAUGGCUGCUGCAUUGAUGCCUAUCUGGAGUGUGAUGAAACUCUUGACUGUGCUGAUGGAUCGGAUGAGAUGUAUUGUGAACAAUAUGCUCGUGAGUUCAACAGACUGCAGAAAAUCAAUGUCACAUAUACACGAGGCCACUGUGUGGAGUUGCCUGACACUGGACAGUGCACGGAGAGCAUCCCUCGCUGGUACUACAACCCAUUCUCUGAGAAAUGUGACCCCUUCACCUAUGGGGGCUGUGGAGGCAACAACAAUAACUUUGAGAAAGAGGACGAGUGCAUGAAAUCGUGUUCAGGCAUCACAAAAGCAGAUGUCAUUGGUCGGAGAUGGGAGUCAUUUGAGCCCCAAAGCGCUCUCUUAAGUGCCUUUGAGGUAGUGAUUGCUGUGCUCCUCGGGAUCUGCAUCAUGGUUGUCCUGGCCAUCAUCGGCUACUUCUUCCUGAAGAAAAGGAAGAACAGCCGCCGGCGUCAGCCAGCCACUGCUACCAACUCAACCCUCUCCACCACAGAGGACACUGAGCGUCUGUUUUACAGCAGUGCCACCAAACCAGUCUGACCUACAGCUGGUGUCCCUCCAGCCCAGCACUGGGGCUCCCCAGAACUUCUGGAGUUCUGUUUUUAGACACAGGCCAGUGCCCGAAGGACUUUUUCCCUUUGAAGACAUUUGUAGCAUCAGGCCAAGGUCUAGCCAUGAUUUGGCACUACUAGUGUUUGUGAUUGUCUUGGCUAAAUGGCUGCUCUGGAAAGUGAGGAUCUGGGAGCAUUUUGAUGCUCUCUGA
This is a messenger RNA of Nestor notabilis (Kea), 1723 nucleotides long. RefSeq names its product serine peptidase inhibitor, Kunitz type 1 (gene SPINT1). The record is from RefSeq and is a predicted model, not a curated record. Gene Ontology annotation, molecular function: serine-type endopeptidase inhibitor activity; protein binding. The transcript has 10 exons. The coding region runs from base 1 to 1500 and encodes 499 amino acids. NCBI's taxonomy places the organism in Eukaryota, Metazoa, Chordata, Aves, Psittaciformes, Psittacidae.